AUGCCAGAAGGCCUUCAGCAUAUGCGUUAUCAGAAUAGACCAACUACGAAAAAGGAAAUAAAAUGCUUCGAAAUGCCCCCCUGUGCAGUUCAUACUCAAGAUAUCUAUCCAUCUGGAUGGGUUAAAUGCACGCAUCCAGAAGGAGUUCGAUACUUCCACCACAAUGAGAAGCAUGUAUAUACAGAUUCUAACAUCUGUGAUGAGCACAUUUAUCACGACUUGAUGGAAGAUAUAGAUACGAUCUUGCGCCACAGAGUAAAAUGGGUAGUAGAUCUGCCCUACGUGGACUUAGUCAUAAACACCAGGUAUUGUGAUGAGGAUCCUACGCGUACCUUCAGCGCCUACUACUUCAUCAGUCAUUCCUAUUUUUCCGUUUUUUUCAUGGACCAUUACAAAAUGGAUUCCUUGUCUGUAAAUAACCAAGUAUAUGGACCCACCUCGUGGGAUCACCUCGGCUACGAAAUCGAGGCUCAGUACUGGUAUCACGUCCAACUUUACCCUCACUCACGCUUUCUCACGCGUGAGACGAUCGCUCAACUUAGGGAUGUCGUCCUCCAUUUCAUCGGAGACACGAUGACAUCGCCGACUUCGACUGCGCCUUAUUCAAUGCAAGACCUAAGGGAUAUAUUGGCCUUAACAAGGGACAUGGAAAGAAACCUUGACCUCCCGGCCUGGGUUGGCACUCAAAGCCUGUUAGCUCGCCAAAUGUUCAUAUUUUGCCGGGCGAAGUACCUUCACUUCCAUGGAGAGCCACACGCUCGCGUUGAACGUGAUGUCUCUGUGUAUGGAGAUAUCUACAAGCGCACAUGGCUUGUAAAAUAUCUUUCUCCGAUUCUGUUUUUUGCCCCAGAUUUUCACUUGAAGAAUUUGCAAAGUAUGUGGGUGGAUAGAAUCAUGCACAAAUCCGUUUUUAGGGAUGCAAUGAAGAAAAUGAAUGAAGAAUGGGACCGUUAUGUCCUUUUCGCAACUGUAAUGUUGAGCGCUAACGUUGGGUUUUUGGCUAUACAAAGUGUCGACAAUGACACCAGUCCACAACGGUCGGCCGCUCAAAUCGCCAGCUAUGUGUCUAUGCUUGCCAGCAUUGGAAGUAUCGUCCUUGGCUUGCAUUUAAGUCGACAAAAUAAAACCAAAGACCGGGAAAACGUUGAUAACAUCACCGAGGUUGUGAGUACUACAGUGAUUACUUGGUCAAAGUUCUCAGGGCAGCUAACAUCCGUGGCAGCAACAGUAUAUGGAGCGUCAUUCUCAGUCAACAUUUGGAGGCCUAGAGGUUCUCGCUACAUUAUAUAG
Molecule: messenger RNA, 1290 nt
Organism: Psilocybe cubensis
Lineage: Eukaryota; Fungi; Basidiomycota; Agaricomycetes; Agaricales; Agrocybaceae
Exons: 11
Coding region: 1-1290 (429 amino acids)
Source: RefSeq, a predicted model, not a curated record